Paramecium octaurelia is the source of this 341-nucleotide messenger RNA. The record is from the annotation of a GenBank genome assembly. Lineage: Eukaryota; Ciliophora; Oligohymenophorea; Peniculida; Parameciidae.
AUUUGAACUAUAGAACACAGAAGUGUCUCCUUAAAAACAAAAAGAACUUUGAACAGCUGAAAUGAAAUCUAAGAGAAGCUUAAAAAUACUAAAAAAAAUAAAAAAAAUAACUCAAAUCAUUAUAGUUUAAGAUGAUGAACUUGGUUCUCCUCAUAACACAAACUAAUAUUUACUAACAAAACAUGAAUAAUAAAAUAUUCAUUUAGAAAAGGAUUGUCCACCUCCAGGGAGCAUGUUGCAAUUCCUUUUGAACUAUGACAAGAUCGUUUUAUCAUCACCGGAUGCUAUCACUUUCGAAUAAAUCUCAAAUGCUUUAAAAAUUACUUGACAUCAAUAUGAAC